Symbiodinium natans is the source of this 1665-nucleotide messenger RNA. Lineage: Eukaryota; Dinophyceae; Suessiales; Symbiodiniaceae. The record is from the annotation of a GenBank genome assembly.
AUGGGAUGCGGAUCAUCGAUGGGCGCAAUGGAUAGCAAUGCCUUUCAAGCAGCGCUGCGCGAAGCUGAUCUGCAAAGCUCAUCUCGCGGAUUGCCUGCCGCUGCAAGCUUGACAUACCAAGGUGUUUUCAAUGAGCACUCCUUCUGCACCGGCGGGGCUGAGACCAAAGAGAUCGUUGCUCUCACUGCUCAUGCUGUGCACGAUGAUCGUGGAGAUGAUGAGGUUUGGGUUGGCUGCUUCCUGAAGUCAUGCCGUGAUGGCCAGCCUCGAAACGAAGUGCCCAUGGACAUGGUCGUGGUGCUGGAUGUUUCCGGCUCCAUGGGCCUCGCUGUGAGCGGCGACCUUCAUCAGUCGCGGCUGGCAUUAGCGAAGAGCGCGCUGCUGUCUUUGGUUCCUAGGCUCCGUGCCGAUGACCGAUUUGGUCUUGCAACUUUUACACGUCAAGGACAUGUUGUGCAGCCGUUAAUCCAUGUGUCAGAAAUGACAGACCUGGAUGCACGCAUCGCUGCAUUAACGCCAGGUGGUGGCACAACUCUAGCUGCAGGCAUGGAGGCAGCGAUCCAAAUAUCGGGAGAGCCAGAAGUUCGCAGACACCGAAGGCUUUUGUUCCUCACUGACAUGGAUGACUUGGACUCUGAGCAGCUAAAUCUCUUGGUGGCUUCUCAAUCUGACAGGGGCUUGUAUGUCUCCUUUGUCGGCAUAGGUGCGCACUUUAACUCCUCCUUGGCAGAGGUGGUCACAAAGCAUCGAGGCGCCAACUACUUCUGUAUGACGCGCCAGGAAGAGCUUCACAAGAUCAUCGUUUCCAACUUUGACUGGAAUUUCUUUCCUGCAGCAUUCAACGUCGAAGUUACUCAUCAGAGUGAUGCUUUUGACCUUCAUGCUGUCUAUGGCACAGCUCUCGACACUCAUGAAGAGACCAUCGAAGCAGAGUGGAUGCCGAGUGCUCACAAGUACUAUCCCACUGCCUUCAAGGAAGUCGCGCGUACGCUAAUGCUUUGUGCCCAGCGAACCGCUCACGGUUGCCUGCCCAUGCCAGCAUGGCAGAAGAUAUUUUCAUUCUUGUCAGCUGGAGUUCGGACGGUGGUUAACAUUGACACGGUCUUUCCGAGCGGCGUCUCUGAAGAUGGCUCUGUUGAAGGAGGUCUUAUACUGCUUCGGUUGAAGCCUCGAGCCCAAUUUGGCAGCCUGUCCGCUGGGCACGUACGACUGACCCUGCGCUACGAAGCAAAUGGGGUAUCAUGUGCAGCCUGUCAGGACAUCUCGGUAUCAGACAAUUGCAGUGAGCAGAGUCUUGGUACGACUUUGGACAGAGCCGUUCGGAAGGGCAUGAUGUUGCAGCGCUAUGUUCAUACUUGCAGGCAGUACUUGUUGCUCAGAGAACCUGUCCGGGCGCACGAAGAAGGACAUCGUGAGUAUGUUGAAAAGGUGAGGGCUGCCUUGGCAGAUCUGCAUGCAUUCAGUGCAGAGCUGGAUGCGGUCCAAGAAUGCACAACAGAUGGCUCAGAGUUGUGUCCUGGAGUGCGCAGCCAACUGGCAGCUUUCCUGGGCAUGGUCGAGUCUCACGCAUCCAUGGUAGACUCCUGCGCGUUGGAGUCACUGGAGCCAGAAGUCAACCAGAAAGUCCAGGAAGCGUCUGAACAGGACGCCAUGCCGGUCCCCUGA